This is a messenger RNA of Gymnodraco acuticeps, 5902 nucleotides long. RefSeq names its product ADAM metallopeptidase with thrombospondin type 1 motif, 17 (gene adamts17). Gene Ontology annotation, cellular component: extracellular matrix. The record is from RefSeq and is a predicted model, not a curated record. NCBI's taxonomy places the organism in Eukaryota, Metazoa, Chordata, Actinopteri, Perciformes, Bathydraconidae. Gene Ontology annotation, biological process: proteolysis; extracellular matrix organization. Gene Ontology annotation, molecular function: metalloendopeptidase activity.
GGGGUUACUGCAACUUCUCCAGUUUAGGGAAACUGCGCCGUCCGCUAUAGUCCCCUUAACACCACCCGCCACCUCUUCUCCUUUAUUAUACCCUGCUUUGCUUUACCAUGCAUAACAGCCUUGUUCCCCAUGUGCUCCUCUCUUUUCUCUGCAUCGGAUUGAGUGCCCAGACUGAGCUGGAGACGGAUGAGGUGGUCCCCCGGCUGCUGUCCGGGCAGGAGGCGCACCUGUCCCCCCGACACACCGUCCGCUCCCUGCGGCGCCGCGGCCAGCGCUCCCUGCACGGCCCGGGCGGAGGACCCUCUGACCCGGAUCACAUCAUCCUGUCACUGCCCGCUUUCGGAAGGAGCCUCUAUUUAAAUCUGACGCGGGACAGUGCGUUUCUCUCCCGGGACUUUGUGGUGGAGGAGCGGCUGAGCGGAGAGCAGAGCCCGGCAGUGAGCAGCCUGUCCCGGGAGCAGCUCUGCUUCUACUCCGGCUCCAUCAUCAACCACACCGACUCCUUGGCGUCCCUCAGCACCUGUGGAGGCCUGACUGGGUUCAUCCACAUCGGAGAGGAGCGCCUUUUCAUCGAGCCACUGGGUGAACAUCGCCCCUCACAGUCCUUCUCCGGACUGAAGCACCAGCUGCAGAGACACCAACGCUCUGCCCCCCCCGGCUCUGCUCUGCACGCUGACCCGCCACACUUCUGUGGGACUGCACAAGGGAAGAAGAAGGAAAAGAUGUCCAAAGUGGGGGAGGAGGGUCGGGGGAGGAGGAACGCCAUCCGCCUGCAUGAAGCCUACACAGUGGAGACGGUGGUGGUGGCCGACUCCGACAUGGUGCAGUACCACGGGGCCGAGGCGGCGCAGAGGUUCCUGCUGACCGUCAUGAACAUGGUCUACAACAUGUUCCACCACCGGAGUCUGGGCAUCAGGAUCAACAUCAGAGUCACCAAGCUGGUGCUGCUCCACAGCCGCCCGGGGAAGCUGAAGGUGGGCCACCAUGGGGAGCGGGCUCUGGAGAGCUUCUGUCACUGGCAGUAUCAGGAGUUUGGGGGGCCGCGGUACCUCGGCACCAACCACGUUCCUGGAGGAAGGGACGACACCCCCCCAGUGGACACGGCAGUGCUCGUCACCAGGACAGAUUUCUGCGUUCAUAAAGACGAGCCAUGUGAUACUGUGGGUAUUGCGUAUCUGGGGGGUGUCUGCAGUACCAAGAGGAAGUGUGUGUUAGCUGAGGACAAUGGACUCAACCUGGCCUUCACCAUAGCUCACGAGCUGGGACACAACAUGGGGAUGAGCCACGACGACGACCACGCCACCUGCACCGGUCACUCCCACAUCAUGUCUGGGGAGUGGGUGAAGGGCAGGAACCCCAGCGACCUGUCCUGGUCCUCCUGCAGCAGAGACGACCUGGAGAACUUCCUCAGGUCCAAAGCCAGCGCCUGCCUCCUGCACACGGACCCCCGAAGCCGCUACCAAGUGAGACUCCCCCCCAAGCUGCCGGGCAUGCACUACAGCGUGGACGAGCAGUGCCAGAUCCUGUUUGGAACCAACGCCACCUUCUGCAACGACAUGGAGCACCUGAUGUGUGCAGGCUUGUGGUGUUUAGUCGAGGGAGAUGCUUCCUGCAAGACCAAACUGGACGCUCCUCUGGAUGGAACAGAGUGUGGAGCAGACAAGUGGUGCAGGGCAGGAGAGUGUGUCAGUAAGACCCCCAUCCCGCAGCAUGUGGACGGGGACUGGAGUCCGUGGAGCCAGUGGAGCAUGUGCAGCAGGACCUGCGGUACUGGAGUCCAGUUCAGACAGAGGAAAUGUGACAACCCUCCGCCUGGUCCUGGGGGGCAACACUGUCAGAAGCUCAGUGUGGAGCACAAGGCCUGUGAACGCCCCCCCUGUCCCAAAGGAACCCCCUCCUUCAGAGACCUGCAGUGUCUGUCCUACGACCGGCACGCCAGCAAGAAGAAGGGCGGCAUGCUGACUGCCAUUAUCAAUGAUGAUAAGCCCUGUGUGUUGUUCUGCAGCCCUCUGGGCCGAGAUGUCCCCGUCCUGGUGUCUGACAGAGUGAUGGACGGGACCCCCUGUGGCCCCUAUGAAGCUGACCUGUGUGUGAACGGAAGGUGUCAGAGAAUCGGCUGUGACAGCAUCAUCAGCUCCUCAGCCAAAGAGGACCGCUGUGGGGUUUGUAACGGAGACGGGCGCUCCUGUAAGAUCGUGAGAGGAGACUUCAACCACACCAAGGGAAUGGGCUACAUCGAAGCUGUGGUGAUCCCUGCAGGAGCCUGGAGGAUCAAAGUUGUCGAGGACAGACCCUCACACAGCUUCCUGGCGCUGAAGGACUCCAGUCAGAGGUCCAUCAACAGCGACUGGAAGAUCGAGCUGCCGGGAGAGUUCCAGCUGGCAGGGACCACGGUGCGCUACGUCAGGAGGGGCCUCUGGGAGAAAAUGUCUGCCAAGGGACCCACCAAGGGCCCCCUACACCUGAUGGUGCUGCUCUUCCAUGACCAGAGCUAUGGGAUCCACUAUGAAUACACCUUGCCCCUGAACACAACGCAGGACAGGAGGAGCGAGGAGCACAGGGAGCCAGAGUACCUGUACAUCUGGACACACAGCAGCUGGCAGGACUGCACGGUGCAGUGUGGAGGAGGUGAGAGGAGGACGGUGGUUUCCUGUAUGAGGAUAUUCAAUAAAACCAUGGAGAGGGUCAACGAUAGCUACUGUCAGCCUGAUAACAGACCCCUCCCCCAAAUACGACUCUGCAACUCCCACCACUGCCAGUACCGGUGGGUGACAGGGGAUUGGGGGUCCUGCUCCAUCACGUGUGGUAAAGGUCUCCAGCAGAGGGGGGUAGCGUGUGUUUACCACCUGCAGAAUGGCACCCUCUUCCACACCAGAGACCUGUUCUGUCAGGGGGGGAAGCCCCCUGUUGUGCAGGGCUGCGUGGGGCGCCUCUGCCUCUCAGUGUGGGAGGCCUCAGAGUGGGCCCAGUGUUCCUCAGACUGUGGGCGAGGCGUUCACAGUCGCACAGUGACCUGCACAAACCCUCAGGGGGUCUGUGACCCUCAGUCCCAGCCCCCCCAUGAGGAGCCUUGUGAGGACCACUCCAAAUGUUACGAGUGGAAGACUGGAGACUGGUCCAAGUGCUCGUCGUCCUGUGGGAAGGGCCUGCAGUCACGAGUGGUCCAGUGUAUGCACAAAGUAACAGGUCGUCAUGGUAACGACUGCCCAGUGACGUUGAGACCGCCAACCUACCGACCCUGUCACCACGGCACCUGCAACGAGAAAAUCAAUGUGAACACCAUCACCUCCCCCAGGCUAGCUGCUCUGACCUAUAAGUGCCUGGGGGACCAGUGGACCGUGUACUGCCAGGUGAUCCGGGAGAAGAACCUGUGUCAGGACAUGAGGUGGUACCAGCGCUGCUGCGACACCUGUAGGGACUUCUAUGCAAAGAAAAUACUGCACAAGAGCUAAUGACUGAAUGCACCUCCUUUCCUCUACGUAAUGCUCCUUUUUGUAAAUGUUUUGAAUAUUGUUAAAUGUAUAAAAAAAACAAUUUAUAUUAUUGAUGGAACUUUUUGUAUUUAAAAAAGAAAAUGGCAAGUACAUGUAAAUGUACAUUUUUAAACGGGCUCAUAAGCUUCUAUAUUUAAUGAGACUUGAACAUGUCAGAUUUGUCUCUUGCUGUACACCAAACAGAAUCUAAGGAGCAUCUGAGAGGCCGCUCCACACGGCUCACUCACACAGCCAUGAGUUUAAGUGCUGGAUCUGAUGGACUGUGGCACGUCUGUCAGGGCUCUCCUUACUUUAUAAAUAUGCUCUCCAUUGUAUCUUUUACUCUGUUGUACUGUUUUAUAACUAAAUGUUGCAAUUUCAAAUGACUAGUAUGUUUAUAUAUAACCCAAAUAAUUAUACUUAAGUAUGAAUUAAGUAUACGUUUUGAUCAGGAGACCCACGUCUCCAGGUCUGUGGACAGCUCAUGUAGCAUGGUGCGAGCAUUACACGUCUUUCAGAUGCAGUCAAGUUUAAAUUAUUGUUGCAAACAAUAUUAUUGCCUGUUCUACGAUGUUUUUACAUUCACCCCUCAGAUCCACCUCAGGGUAAAAAGCAGCAUGAGCAUAGACAAACAGCUGCUCUCAUUGGCUGUUUCCCUGCCCAUCAUCCUGAGCAUGGACAUGGUAUAGCCUUUAAUCAGUCAAUAGCUUUGUCGUAAGUGGUGAACAGGGGGGGAGGGAGGGGGGGAGGGACCUACCAUGGCUGUUUUCAAGCAUGUGCCUUUAGCAUUCAGACAGGAGCUCUUUACUCAUAGCCAGACACACUAGGUUCAUGUCAAAAUGAUAGAAAAACCUCAAGUAAACAUUUGAACUCUUGGCUUUUUAAACAAUCCAAUAUAUGAUCAUUUGUCCACAUAACAUGUCAACAUCAUACCUGAGGAAGAUUCCAUUAUAUUCGUCCUUUCUAAUGUUCAUAUCAGGAUCAAAUCCUGUCCACAUGACCAAUCUGAAUACUUAUUAUUGGUGGAAAUGCAACUGGAGCUCUUUGGUAACUGAUUGAACACCAGAAGAAGAGCUUCUGCACUUUAGCUGCAACAAUAACAGUUAAGCAAGCCGACAAUUAUCUAUAAACACAAAAACCUGGAUGAAAUGUAUUCAUGAACUUUAUUUACUCCACUCACCCAUAGUUAUGCCGCCCAUGAUCUCCAAUCUCCCCCACAGCUCACAUGCAGUAUAACCGUUUUGGCACAUAUGACAUGGGAUAGAAACAGACACAUCCACUUGAACAUCAGUGUACAAUAUAUUCUUUAUUGUUUAAUUUAACGUAAGUAAAGCCAAUGCACUGUGUAAAGACACAUUUCCUUCAUCAACACAGUGAAACAUCAACACAGUGUAACAUCAACACAGUGUAACAUCGACACAGUGAAACAUCGACACAGUGAAACAUCGACACAGUGAAACAUCGACACAGUGAAACAUCGACACAGUGAAACAUCAACACAGUGAAACAUCAACACAGUGUAACAUCGACACAGUGAAACAUUGACACAGUGAAACAUCAACACAGUGAAACAUCAACACAGUGAAACAUCAACACAGUGAAACACAUAUUACAUAUUUGUAAUUACCACUAUAUCUUAUCACCACUUCAAUGUCAUGCAAGGGCGUUGCUAUCAAUGGCAUAGCGCUGUGAUGAUUCCCUUUUAAAUAUUUAAACAGCAGCUGCUUUUUGUUCUCCCUGCCCACCUUCACACAGUACCGGAGCUCGUGUGGUGUGUGUGUGUGUGUGUGUGUGUGUGUGUGUGUGUGUGUGUGUGUGUGUGUGUGUGUGUGUGUGGUGUGUGUGUGUGUGUGUGUGUGUGUGUGUGUGUGUGUGUGUGUGUGUGUGUGUGUGUGUGUGUGUGUUCACUAAGGGUUUAAUGGUGCUAUCUUCUGACCCGUGUCACUGUUGUGGAGUUCAGCUUAUUGUCAGUAACGGUGCUAUUGUCAAUGUCAACAGUUGUCUGUUUUAAUGUUGUAAGACUAUUUAAUAAUGUUGCCAUUUAUUGUCUUUUUUUUUUCAAUGUAGUGCAAAUAUUAACUAUUUCUGUACUGUACUUUUUGUUGCACCGACAGUAUGUUUGGUAUGGACUGCCACUACAUGUAUUUAAUGGUGCCGGUCCUGGAUAAGUGGAUGAACAUGGACGGAUGUUUGGAACUGAGUUCAUAUGUUUAACAGCCAUGUUACCUGUUGUCUGCUGCAUUUGUAGUCACACUAUAUUUGUGCUGUCAUCCACUUUCUGUCCAAUAUUCCUCACAUCAUUCUGAGCAGGAGCCUGAAUGGUAGGAUCAAAUUAUAUUGUAAUAAGUCUACUGUAAAGUAAUUCUUUGUUUUGUCACAUAAUAAAUGAUAUGACCCACUAAGUUAUGUGGAGUUACUAUGGGCUUAGA